CAGAGUACCACAAACUUUGAGACCACCAAGCCGUUCGACGAAACAGAACAGUCCAGAAUCGUUAAAAGACAACAUCUCGUUCCGUAUAGGCCACGAUUAGUAUGUUUCAUUAUGUUUUGUGCCGUCGUAUUUUAUUCUGUCUGGAUACGUAAUGUCACGUAUUUUUGAACUGCUGACAAAGUUUCAUUUACAGUUAAUUUAGAUAACUUUCUAGUAGGUUGUUCGUUAAUCUGAAGACGUUCGUAUUGUAAUAAGGCAAGUCGUAACUCAUACACUCACUCUUUCUGUUGCCGAGUGCCAGUUUUUUUAGUUUUCAAAGACAAAGCAACAGUGUGAAGCGCGACCAUGCGGGAUGUUGCGGGGCGUGCGAAUGACCCCUCCAAGACCACGUAAAGUUUAAAAGAAAGGAGGACCCUAACGAUACUGUGAUGUCACCCUACACAAAUUAAGGUCAUGUCAUGACAUGAGAAGAACCUGAAUGCUGUUUGAGUCAGCAUCUUAGGUUUGGCAACAGUGAAUAUAUGCACUUACUGGCUGUGGAGACAUUUCCAGACAGAAUCCAGUUCAAGAAUGAGGAAUAAAUAUGCUAUUCUUAUUAUCUGCAUUGUGGCACUUGUCAUCAUUGAAAAGGAAAACAAAAUUAUAUCAAGAGUGUCUGACAAGCUCACACUCAGACAGACGCUGCAGACUCCCGAGCCUCUAUCACUUUACAAUGGCUCCAGUACCUCUGUGGCCAUGGAGGGUGGGCAUGAGAUGGGCAUGGAGAAUGACACACUGUUCUUAGAGCCUGACCACGGAGGCCAUAGGCACAUCUUGCUGCUGGCCGCCACACGCACUGGCUCCUCAUUUGUCGGAGAGUUCUUCAACCAGCUGGGAUCUGACAUGUUCUACCUCUUUGAGCCGCUGUGGCACGUGGAGCGGAUGCUGUCACAGGACACAGGCAUCCCCAAUGCCACCGAAUCAUCCCUGGCCUACAGGGAUGUGCUCCUGAGCCUCUUCCUGUGUGACUUUUCACUGCUGGAGCGCUUCAUCAGCCCGCCGCCCCAAGCCCACAUCACCUCGGGUCUGUUCCGGAGAGACUCCAGCAUGGCCCUGUGCGAGGAACAGGUGUGCACACCCGUGGUGAAGGAUGUGUUUGAGAGGUACCGCUGCAAGGCGCGCCGGUGUGGACCCCUUAACUUGACCUUGGCCUCAGACACCUGCCGGUCCAAGGAGUACAGAGCCAUUAAAACAGUCAGAGUUCGGCAACUGGAGACACUUCGCUUGCUAGUGGAGGACCCCAGGCUGGAUAUCAGGGUAAUACAGCUGGUGAGAGACCCCCGUGCCAUUUUGGCUUCACGGAUGGUGGCCUUUUCCAGUAAGUACCAAACUUGGAAAAGCUGGGCGGCGAAUGGAGAGGUGCCCAUAGAAGACGAAGAGGUGAAGCGGCUCCAAGGGAACUGUAAUCAAAUCCGCAUGUCUGCUGAGCUGGGUUUGAGUAGGCCAGUUUGGCUGGAAAACCGCUACAUGCUAGUGCGCUAUGAGGACAUUGCCAGGUACCCUAUGCAGAAAGCAGCUGAGAUGUACAGUUUUACUGGAAUCCCAUUCACAUCACAUGCAAGAGAGUGGAUCCUUAAAAACACUCAUGCAUCACAGCUUGCCAGUGGAGUGUACUCGACACAGAAAAACUCCUCAGAACAGGUGGAAAAGUGGCGGUUUAAUAUGCCCUUCAAAUUAGCCCAAGUUGUGCAAGAAGUUUGUGGACCUACAAUGGAACUAUUUGGGUAUAGAUUCGCUGAUAGUGAACAGACACUGGUUAACAAGUCUGUUACUUUGCUUGAAGAAAAACAAUUUAAUUUAUCAUAGAUCCUAUUUACCUAGUUACUCAUUUAUGUUUCUCGAUUUUUAAGGUACUGCAAAUUGAAAUUGGAAAAAAAUUCUAUGUAGUUGUAUAUUUGAAAAUAUAUAUAUUGUAUAUUUGAAAAUAUAUAUAAAUAUAUAUUUGAAUAGAUGUAUGACACUGGAACACAGAUGUUACUGUUGUGUUUUCAGUUCUCAGUUCAUUAUUUAGCUUUAAUCUAACAAAAGUAUUUUCAGAUAGGUUUGACUAAUUAAAAUAAUGAAUGAUUCAUUCAUUGUAUUUGCUGCUUCUAUUUGAAAAGGGAUUAUAUUUAUUCCAGGGUGGUUGGGUGUAGGUGUGUGCAUGUAUGGUGUGCAUGAGGUGGCUGCUUUUAGUCUUUGCAAUAUACAGAGCCAUCUUUUGUCUAGUCUAAGAUGUGAUUCUGGACAGUGAGUCAGUGAAGGGUUUUAACACAAACCUCUUUUGUGUCUGAUGCCUUCAUAUUUAUUUUUUACAAAUAUUUGGGUUGUUGCCAUGGGCAAAGUUUGUUGUUAUUUAUUUUUUUUUAUUUCUAAGCUUAAUAUAAAAAAGCUACAUUUUUAAGCACAAUCAUUUUUUUUACUGUUUAUGAUCUCAUCAGGUCUUCCCUUGGGAAAGGAAGUAGUUUGUAGAAACAGCUAGCAUGAGGGAAUCUGAAAGUAUGCAGUGUUCUGUACAUACAAUGGAGGCAUUAUUUCCCAAAAAGCCAAGACUGAACCAAAUUUCUGCACAGGCAAAAUAAUGGAAUGUAAUGUUUUUCAUGCUAUUAGAAUUCUGUAUAAGUUUCUGUACACAGAGUACAGUGUCAUAAGUGAAACUGACAAGAAAUAGCAUAUAGUCAUGGUGAUAUUUAAACAGGUAAUUGAAGUAAAUACCAUUAAAAUGAAUACUUUUAUUACUCUUAUGGUAUUUACUAAAUGUCUGGUAUCGACUAUGACAGAGCAACAGAAAAAAAUCCUUUCACUAAAAGCUGAGAAAAUACUGCUAACCAAAACAGAGCUGUUUAUUUUUUUCUGUCCCUGUAAAAGAGAGGAGAAAUGAGAGAAGAAAUGAUAUCUUCAUAGCUUUAUAGUUUAAGAUGCUAGAGUCACAUUCAACUCCUUACAAACAAGAUUAAAUUAAAAUUAUGACAGUGAAGAUUAUAAAGUUAAAUAAGAGCAUAAAAAUAAGAGGAAGGAGGACAUAAAGAGCCC
This is a messenger RNA of Electrophorus electricus (electric eel), 3051 nucleotides long. Lineage: Eukaryota; Metazoa; Chordata; Actinopteri; Gymnotiformes; Gymnotidae. The record is from RefSeq and is a predicted model, not a curated record.